This is a messenger RNA of Phodopus roborovskii (desert hamster), 4080 nucleotides long. It is a transcript of the gene Ppp1r12b, whose product is annotated as protein phosphatase 1 regulatory subunit 12B. NCBI's taxonomy places the organism in Eukaryota, Metazoa, Chordata, Mammalia, Rodentia, Cricetidae. The transcript is spliced from 25 exons. The record is from RefSeq and is a predicted model, not a curated record. The coding region runs from base 72 to 3173 and encodes 1033 amino acids. Gene Ontology annotation, molecular function: phosphatase regulator activity; enzyme inhibitor activity; protein kinase binding. Gene Ontology annotation, biological process: signal transduction. Gene Ontology annotation, cellular component: A band; cytoplasm; Z disc.
GGCGGCGGCGGCACCCGGCUGCCAGCGUUCUGGCGGUGGUGGCUUUGGCAGCAGCUGCGGAGGCUGGAGCCAUGGCGGAGCUGGAGCACCUGGGAGGGAAGCGGGCAGAGUCGGCGCGAGCGCGGCGGGCUGAGCAGCUGCGGCGCUGGCGGGGCUCGCUGACAGAGCAGGAGCCCGCGGAGCGGCAGCUGCAGACGCGGCGCGGGAGCCCGCGGGUCCGCUUCGAGGAUGGCGCGGUCUUUCUGGCUGCCUGCUCCAGCGGGGACACGGACGAGGUGGCCAAGCUCCUGGCAAGAGGCGCGAACAUCAACACGGUCAACGUGGACGGCUUGACAGCCCUGCACCAGGCCUGUAUUGAUGAAAAUUUGGACAUGGUGAAGUUUCUGGUGGAGAACAGAGCCAAUGUAAACCAGCAAGACAACGAGGGCUGGACGCCCCUUCACGCAGCAGCUUCCUGUGGUUACCUCAACAUAGCAGAGUAUUUUAUUAGCCACGGAGCCAGUGUGGGUAUUGUGAACAGCGAGGGUGAAGUUCCUUCUGACCUUGCAGAAGAGCCAGCCAUGAAAGACCUUCUUCUGGAACAAGUAAAGAAGCAAGGGGUUGACCUAGAGCAGUCACGAAGGGAGGAAGAGCAGCAGAUGCUGCAGGACGCCCGCCAGUGGCUCAACAGCGGGAAGAUAGAAGAUGUGCGGCAGCCUCGCUCCGGGGCCACAGCUCUGCAUGUGGCUGCUGCCAAGGGCUACUCUGAAGUCCUCAGACUUUUAAUUCAGGCCGGCUAUGAGCUCAAUGUUCAGGACCAUGACGGCUGGGCUCCUCUCCACGCUGCUGCACACUGGGGAUUGAAAGAGGCUUGUUCCAUCCUGGCGGAAGCUCUUUGUGACAUGGAUAUCCGGAACAAGCUGGGCCAGACGCCAUUUGAUGUGGCUGAUGAAGGUCUCGUUGAGCACUUGGAGAUGCUUCAGAAGAAGCAGAAUGUGCUUAGAGCUGAAAAGGAGACACGGAAUGAGCUCAUUGAGUCAGACCUAAACAGAAAGUUUCAGAGUGGACUCAAGAACAAAGAGAAGAUGCUUUAUGAGGAAGAGAGCCCCAAGUCCCAAGAAACAGAGGAAGAAAACAAAAACUCCAGCAGCUCCAGCUCAGAGGAAGAGGAAGGUGAAGAUGAAGUUUCUGAGUCAGAAACUGAGAAGGAGGCAGAUAAAAAGCCAGAAGCCACUGUCAACCAUUCCAACUCUGAAAGCAAAAGUCGUAUCAUGGAGCAGCUCUCAGCCCCAGCUCAGAACACGUCUGCCUCUUCUUCUGCUAGGAGACUCUCUAGUCUUUUCAACAAGACAGAAGAGCCCAAAGACGAGUCUCCUUCUUCGUGGAGACUGGGACUCAGAAAAACUGGCAGUCACAAUAUGCUGAGUGAAGUGGCCAACUCCAGGGAUGCCUUUAGAGACCGGGGCUCCUCCAUCUACCGGUCCUCAUCCAGCCCUCGCAUCUCAGCUUUGCUGGAUGACAGAGACAAGGAAAGGGAAAACAAAAGCUAUUUUGGUACGCUGGCACCCCGGAGGCUCAGUAGCACGAGUGACAUUGAAGAAAAGGAGAACAGAGAGUCAGCUGUUAAUCUAGUGAGGAGCGGCUCCCACGGCAGGCAGCCGUGGCGGGAUGAAGCGAAGGGACAUGGGACCCCACGGACAGUUGCCCCUUCUACUUACGUGUCCACCUGCUUGAAAAGUGCCUCACUUGGUAAAAGUAGUGGCCCCACAAGUCCCUACAUCUCAGCCAGUCGCAAUUCAUCUCCUGCUACCUCACCCAUUACCAUUGGUCCAUCCACCUCUCGGGGCAGCCAGUGGCAACCUGCCUCUUGCCCUGCACCAGUCAGUACAAACACUGCUGCGUCCGUACAGUGUGUCAGGACCCCUUACAAAUCCCAGGCUGAUUCAACAGCAGAGAAGGCAACAGACGGCGGCGGCGUCUCUUCUAGUACCCCCCUGUGCGUGAUCACCAAUCGCCCUGCACCAAGCUCUGCCAAUGGGGUUCCAGCUGCCACGGUGUUCUCCUCUGCCGGAACAGAGUCCUCUGCGGAGGCCCGGGAGAAGAGGAGAUCUUAUCUGACUCCUGUACGGGAUGAGGAGGCAGAGUCUUUACGGAAAGCACGCUCCAGACAAGCUCGGCAGACGCGAAGGUCUACUCAGGGCGUCACCCUGACAGACCUUCAGGAAGCAGAGAGGACUUUGAGCAGGUCGAGGGCAGAAAGACAGGCUCAGGAACAGCCUGCUGAGAAGCUUGAAGACCCUGGUGGGCUCGAAGGGAGCAGCAAGAAGCAGGAGCCAUCAGCUGCCCCAGCAAAGGAAGCUGGGGAGGAGCAGCCACCUUUGGGCACGAGCCUGGAGGAAGAGCCUAUCUAUCGUCGCCUAAGGUGCCCAGCUCAAGCAGACAAGACUACAACCCCACCAGAGUCUCCUUCUGCAUCAAGACCUUUACUCUAUACUAGUUCUCAUCUACUACGGACAAGUAGAGCUUCAGUCCCUGAUUCUGAGAACCCAGAGGCCACCGUAAACGCCACAGCUGCAAAAGAAAUGGACAAGAAUGAUGAUUUGGAUGAGCAGUCCUCUAACAGGCUGUCUGUCCGAGAGAGGAGGCGAACUAAGGACCGGCGAAGAGGCACGGGCAUUAACUUCUGGACAAAUGAUGAUGGAACGGAUGUCUCUGAAGAGGUCAAAGGAGCGUGGCAUGAAAGACUUUCUAGGCUGGAGUCAGGAGGUAGUAACCCAACCAGCAGCGACUCUUACAGUGACCGCGCCUCAGCAAGAGCCCGUCGGGAGGCCCGAGAGGCUCGCCUAGCCAGCCUGACCAGCCGGGUGGAAGAGGACAGCAACAGGGAUUAUAAAAAACUCUAUGAGAGUGCCCUGACGGAAAACCAAAAACUGAAAACAAAACUUCAGGAGGCCCAGCUAGAGCUAGCUGAUAUAAAAUCCAAGCUUGAGAAGAUGGCCCAGCAGAAACAAGAGAAGACCUCUGACCGGUCGUCGGUGCUGGAGCUGGAGAAACGGGAGAGGCGGGCCCUGGAACGGAAAAUGUCAGAGAUGGAAGAGGAGAUGAAGGUGUUAACAGAACUGAAAUCCGACAAUCAGAGGCUGAAAGAUGAAAACGGUGCCCUCAUCAGAGUCAUCAGCAAACUGUCCAAAUAGAUGGGGUCAGAUGUGGAGGCGGGGACAGCAUUUGCUGCCCGCUCUUCGUUUCCAGCUAUGGAAUGUUUGAGAAGAAGGAAGGGCUCCUCAGUCACCUCCCAGCACUGUACAUUUCCUCCCGCACCUCCACCCCAAGUUUUAUGACAGUUUUAGCUGAAGCAUGAUUGUGACCAUUGCAGACACUCUGGAGAGAGCUUUGUGGGGUACGGCAAGCUCAGGUGUUGACCCCCAACUUUCUGCUUUGUCCACAUGGGUUUCAGUGUAGAUAAGUAAGGCUCUGCCCCAUAGCCUUUACCCUGACCACUGUCCUUUGCUAUAGGUGAGUCUUGUGGUGGCCACCGCGACCCUCUCUGGGUGUCAGGACAAAGGGCAGAAUGUGGAAUUACCUACUCUGUGGGCUGCCUCUGGCACUGUUGCAUAGAGUCCAAGGUGAUUGUGGCUCUGAUAUUCACCUCUCAGGGACUGACUUGUUUUUACUUUUCUAUCGAUGACCUAGAACUUCUCUGACUAGUCUCCGCCCUGUUUCUCCCAUUCUGCGAGGCUGAGAUGGUCUUGGGCUCUCCUGGUCCUUUUCUUUCUGGUCUUUUCUUUCUCCUCCCAGCCUGACGGCAUGAAAGCUGAACCAGAGCUCUUGACCUCAGUUGUUUUGGGCCAUUGUGGGAAAUCAUCACUCUGUUGCCUUGGUGCCAUGACCCCUGCCCUUGCAAAGGUAGAGGGUGGCUUAGGGGUCAGCCCGUUGUUCACAUCUCCCACUUUUCUGCUUACAGAGCAAUGCUCUUCAAGUCAGACAGUAGUGUAGAGCAAGAGCCUCUCUCAAGGGAAGGGGAGUCUGGGUCCUGUUCAGGUCGCUUCUUGGGCUUUGCUUUCUUUUCCGCUCGUGCGCCUGCUCCUAAUGGGGAAUGGUGAU